Molecule: messenger RNA, 696 nt
Organism: Cylicocyclus nassatus
Lineage: Eukaryota; Metazoa; Nematoda; Chromadorea; Rhabditida; Strongylidae
Source: the annotation of a GenBank genome assembly
AUGAUUUGGAUAUUUGUGGCUGUCGUCAUUGUCGCAGUUAUUGUAACGGCAGCAAUUGCUUGCUUUUUCAUGGGAUUCAACUACAAAGAAAGUGAUGGAGAAGUCAAGGUGGAUACAAGGACAGUAGAGGAAGCAGUUGGAAGAAACAGGGAAGAUAUCGCGUUGAACAAGGUCUACGGAAUAUCAGCUGAUAGAAUGACUAUGGAUAGUAUGAAGGUCUUGGAAUCCUCCAAAAGAGAUCAGUCAGGGGAUCACGCAUCUGAACCAAGGAUGCCGUCAGAGUCGGAAGAUAACAAAGUAGAAAGCAGAAGCAAAGGUGAAGAAGAAGAAGGUACCACACCGGAUUCCCCGUCAAGAUCGGUGUUUAGAAGUGCGGAGACCACGGAUAACGUGAAGACUGGAGUAUCACGGGGACCUGCCUCCAGCGUUGCUGGCUCGCAAAGUGGAUCCACAAAUGCCGUCCUCGCCAGCAGCAGCAGCACGGGACAGGUAGUCUUACCCACACCAACUACCCUGACGGGUACCUCUGCAGGUUCGACCUUUCAGUCAUCGUACGCCACUACGUCCACUCGACCAAAUGUAGCGCGGAGUGUCACACAUGUCCCCAUGUGCGAAGAUGCCGGCAGAACCCCGCCACUGUGCUCGCCGCCGCGCCUUAUGGAUGAAGUCAUGAAGCCUUCUCAAAGUGCAAUCUGA